Messenger RNA from Dendrobium catenatum, 2521 nucleotides. RefSeq lists its product as uncharacterized. The record is from RefSeq and is a predicted model, not a curated record. NCBI's taxonomy places the organism in Eukaryota, Viridiplantae, Streptophyta, Magnoliopsida, Asparagales, Orchidaceae. The transcript is spliced from 6 exons. Bases 1 to 2493 code for a protein of 830 amino acids. Gene Ontology annotation, molecular function: zinc ion binding; protein binding.
AUGGUUGAAUCCCUUAACUCUUGGGUAGAGGAGGCAAGAAGUAAGCCUGUUGUUGAUCUGAUUGAUAUGAUUCGUGGUAUGUUGAUGGAACAACGUGCUCAUCGAAAGUCAAAUGCUGUUUCUUGGAGAGGUCCUCUUGUUCCUUGUGUGGAUGAAUACAUUAGAGAUGUUACAACUAGAAAAGAGCACUUCAUUAUAAGACAAUCAUCUGCAACCAAAGCUGAGGUUGAAGGGCUAUCUGAGCGACAUGAAGUUGACAUAGAGAAUCAUACGUGCACUUGUGGUUUUUGGCAGAUUGCAGGCUUACCAUGUAUACAUGUUGCAGCGUUUGUAGGAAGUAAGCAUCACACUUUGUGGCACACAUAUGUGGACGAGCUAUAUUAUAGUUAUAGAUACAGAAUGGCAUAUGAAGGAGCCAUAUCAACAUUGCCAGGGAAAGAGCAGUGGACCUUAUUACCUGAUAACCAGUUUGUUUUCCCACCUGUUACAAUUAGGCCACGUGGUAGACCCAAGAAAAGACGCAUUAAAAGCUUCUUGGAAGCUGAAACAGAAGCAGUAAUUUGUGCUCCCGUGAUGAAAACUGCAGAAGCAAUGUUUUCAGCUGGUAGAAAGCUUCGUCGGCAAUGUGCACCCGCGAUGCCAACUGCAGAACCACCUCUGAAUUUGCCACUACUUAGCAAGAUUCUUUUCCUCUCAAUCGGUAUUGGCCUUCUAUCACCAGUUGAUGAUAACUACAAAUGGGUGCCGACAUUGAGGUCAGAGUUAUUGAAUAGGAAUCCUGGUUCACAUAUAACAUACCAAUGUGACAAACAAAAUGGCUCAUUUAAGAGGUUUUUUGUUAGCUUCAAGGUUUGCAUUGAUGGUUUCCUUGCCGGUUGUCGAUAUUUAAUUGGCAUUGAUGCUUGCCAUCUAAAAUCAAAAUAUUUAGGCGUCCUCCUUUCUGCUAAUUCGUUGGAUGGGAAUAAUGGUUUAUUUAAUAUUGCAUUUGCCGUUGCUGAAUCUGAAUCGAAGAAGAGUUGGGAGUGGUUUCUUAUGAAUUUGUCCCAAUCUUUUGAUGUUCAUAUAGAACAUUUAGCAUUUAUUUCAGAUAUGGAGAAAGGGCUUGGUGAAGCAAUUAAAACUAUCUUUCCUCAUGCCGAGCACAUAGUAUGGGGAGAGAUGGCAAUGGCUCCUAUGGAGAAGACAGAGAAAGAAGCUCUGUAUUUGGCCAUUCAGGGUUUUCUUGGUAAUUGGUGGAAUGGCUCAGAUCUUUAUCCCGACCCCUGCGGUUGGACACCUAUUCAGGGGGUAUCUUGUGAUCUAUUUGAUGACCUCUGGUACAUAACCAUCCUAAGUAUCGGGCCAGUCCUGGAGAACUCACUUGACUGCUCUCCAAACUCAAGGUUCACUCGAUCCCUCUUCGAGCUCAAGCAUUUGAAGAGUCUUUCCUUUUUUAAUUGUUUCUCUGCCAAUCAAUCCAUCACUUUACCAUCAAAUGGCUGGGAUAAGCUAGCUGUUAGCUUAGAAAUCUUGGAAUUCAGAUCAAAUAAAGGACUGGUUGGAGAAAUCCCGAUCGAGGUUUUUAGUCUCACAAAUCUGCAGUCUUUGGUGCUAAUGCAGACUGGACUUUUUGGAAAAUUGCCUGACGAAAUUGACAAUUUGAUCAACCUGAAGAGGCUUUCACUCGCUGGUAAUAGAUUCAUGGGGUCAUUACCGAAUUCUUUUGGAAAAAAUAUGAAUGAGCUCUUGAUACUUGACCUUAGCAGUAACUCACUCUCUGGUUCCAUCCCGUCAUCAAUCGGUGGUCUUACUUCACUGCUAAAGCUGGAUAUAAGCAACAAUCUAUUCAGUGGAAGCUUACAUCCAGAGCUUGCUUCUCUGAAGAAUCUCACUCUUCUGGAUUUAAGGAACAACUGUUUGAGUGGUGGGUGGGUUCAGUCCCUUCAAGGUAUGUUCUCUCUCCAAGAUAUGCUUCUGUCAAACAACCCAUUGGGUGGAAAUCUUGUAGACUUUGGGUGGGAAAAACUGCAAAAUCUCUCAAAUUUGGACCUGUCAAAUACGGGAAUCACGGGAGUGAUUCCAGAAUCCAUUGCUGGGUUGAGGAGAUUAAGGUUUCUUGCAUUGGACAACAACCAUCUUUCUGGAAAAGUUUCUCCUAAGCUUGCAGAUUUGCCUGAUCUGAAUGUUCUCUAUCUGAGUGGGAACAAUUUCACAGGAGAGCUUGACUUCUCAGAGGAGUUCUUUGAAAGAAUGGGGAGGAGGUUUACAGCUUGGAAUAACAGAAAUCUAUGUUAUAGAGCCGGAAGAUUUGUUCCUUUUGGUGUGGAGUUGUGCAGGGAAGAGGGCGUUGCAGUUCAGAACUCGAAGAAUAAGUUUGGUGUGGGAUCCCAAGAUCCAGAAUCAGGCUUCGUGGCUUCAUUUGGGCUCCAAACUUGUUCAUCCAGUAAUGAGAACUUGGCUGUCAUUCUUAUACAAGUGAUAGUGACUAUUUUUCUUCUGUUACAACGCUUGUAAAUGGAAAACAAGAGACGAGUAGUGUGCG